Molecule: messenger RNA, 3773 nt
Organism: Hirundo rustica (Barn swallow)
Lineage: Eukaryota; Metazoa; Chordata; Aves; Passeriformes; Hirundinidae
Gene: UBE3A
Product: ubiquitin protein ligase E3A
Exons: 15
Coding region: 514-3156 (880 amino acids)
Biological process (GO): ubiquitin-dependent protein catabolic process; protein polyubiquitination
Molecular function (GO): ubiquitin protein ligase activity
Source: RefSeq, a predicted model, not a curated record
CCUCCUCCUCGCCCGCGGCCCGGCCCCGAGUGCGGCGCGGCCCCCGCAUGAGCCCUGGCGGCAGUGGCGGCGGGAGCGCCCGGGAGCAGCAGCCGAGGUGCCCAGAGUGGUGAAGAAUUAGGAGAAGCUGCAGUUGUUCAGCUGAGUGGAACUAAAUGGGAGGCUUCCUUCUGGACCCUCACUUCACUGUCUUAGGUACAAGAACUGUAGAAGUCCAUUUUAGGAUUUGAAAGAGCAAGAUUCUGCAGCUCUGGAGAGAUAUGCCAUGGAAGUAAUCAGCUGGGGUGGUCCCAGGGCGCUCUGGGCACGAGUAUUGCUGAGUGAUCAUUGGCUGCCACCUGCGUGACAAAGUAAAGGACCAACCCUUCAAUUUAUACCAGUGGAGCCAGAUCACGGGAAACAAUUGACAGAAUUGUUAAGCUUAUGCUUAGCCCAGCGUGAUACAGGACUCGGUUGUGCGACAACUCGGUUUUGAUCAGUGACUCAAAAUUGUGAUCACCCUGAUGUCACCGAAUGGCCACAGCUUGUAAAAGAUCACCAGGAGAACCGCACUCUGAGAACAUUGAAACUAGCCGAAUGAAGCGAGCAGCUGCAAAGCAUCUAAUAGAGCGCUACUACCACCAGUUAACCGAGGGCUGUGGAAAUGAAGCCUGCACGAAUGAAUUUUGUGCUUCCUGUCCAACUUUUCUCCGUAUGGAUAACAAUGCAGCAGCCAUUAAGGCCCUCGAGCUUUAUAAGAUUAAUGCAAAACUCUGUGAUCCUCAUCCCUCCAAGAAAGGAACGAGCUCAGCUUACCUAGAAAACAAUUCCAAAGGUGCCCAUAACAAUUCCUGCACUGACAGAAAAAUGAACAAGAAGGAAAUGCAAGGCCCAAGAGAUGACUUUAAAGAUGUGACUUUUCUAACAGAAGACAAGAUAUAUGAAAUUCUUGAACUAUGUAGAGAAAAAGAGGAUUAUUCCCCUUUAAUCCGGGUGAUUGGGAGAGUGUUUUCUAGUGCUGAAGCACUGGUACAGAGUUUCCGAAAAACUAAGCAGCACACCAAGGAAGAGCUCAAGUCUCUUCAAGGAAAGGAUGAAGAUAAAGAUGAAGAUGAAAAGGAAAAAGCUGCCUGUUCGGCUGCUGCUAUGGAAGAGGAUUCUGGUGCAUCAUCAUCUUCAUCAUCAAGAAUAGGUGAUAACACCCAGGGAGAUAAUAACCUCCAAAAACUAGGCCCAGAUGAAGUGUCUGUAGAUAUUGAAGCAGUCAGGCGGGUCUAUGAUAGGUUACUUUCUAAUGAAAAAAUAGAAACUGCCUUCUUAAAUGCACUUGUCUACUUGUCACCUAAUGUGGAAUGUGACUUGACUUACCAUAAUGUGUACUCUCGGGAUCCUAACUAUCUGAAUUUGUUUAUCAUCGUUAUGGAGAAUGGCAAUCUUCAUAGCCCAGAAUAUCUGGAAAUGGCUCUACCGUUGUUUUGCAAAGCAAUGAGCAAACUACCCCUUGCAGCUCAAGCAAAACUGGUCAGAUUGUGGUCUAAGUACAGAGCAGAUCAAAUUCGGAGAAUGAUGGAAACAUUUCAGCAGCUUAUUACUUACAAAGUCAUAAGCAACGAGUUCAAUAGUCGUAACCUAGUGAAUGAUGAUGAUGCUGUUGUUGCUGCUUCAAAGUGCUUGAAAAUGGUUUACUAUGCAAAUGUAGUAGGAGGGGAUGUGGAUACAGAUCAUAAUGAAGAGGAAGAUGAGGAGCCCAUCCCAGAAUCAAGUGAACUAACUCUUCAAGAGCUGUUGGGUGAGGAAAGAAGAAAUAAAAAAGGUCCUCGAGUGGACCCACUGGAAACUGAACUAGGUGUUAAAACUAUAGAUUGCAGAAAACCACUUAUCCCUUUUGAAGAAUUUAUUAAUGAACCACUGAAUGAUGUUCUAGAAAUGGACAAAGACUACACUUUCUUCAAAGUAGAAACAGAGAAUAAAUUCUCAUUUAUGACCUGUCCCUUUAUAUUGAAUGCUGUUACCAAGAACCUGGGAUUGUAUUAUGACAAUAGGAUCCGGAUGUACAGUGAAAGACGCAUAACUGUGCUCUACAGCUUAGUUCAAGGGCAGCAGCUCAACCCGUAUUUGCGGCUGAAAGUGAGACGCGAUCACAUCAUCGAUGAUGCGCUUGUCCGGCUAGAGAUGAUUGCCAUGGAAAAUCCUGCAGACUUGAAGAAGCAAUUGUAUGUUGAAUUUGAAGGAGAGCAAGGGGUAGAUGAAGGAGGUGUUUCCAAAGAAUUUUUUCAGCUGGUUGUGGAAGAAAUCUUCAAUCCAGAUAUCGGGAUGUUCACAUAUGAUGAAUCUACAAAACUGUUUUGGUUUAAUCCGUCCUCUUUUGAAACCGAGGGUCAGUUUACCCUGAUUGGCAUAGUACUGGGACUGGCUAUUUACAACAACUGUAUACUGGAUGUACAUUUCCCCAUGGUUGUCUACAGAAAGCUAAUGGGCAAAAAAGGAACUUUCCGUGAUCUGGCAGACUCUCAUCCUGUUCUGUAUCAGAGUUUGAGAGACUUACUAGAGUAUGAAGGAAGUGUGGAAGAUGAUAUGAUGAUAACGUUUCAGAUAUCUCACACGGAUCUCUUUGGCAAUCCAAUGAUGCAUGAUUUAAAGGAAAACGGUGAUAAAAUUCCCAUUACGAAUGAAAACAGAAAGGAAUUUGUCAAUCUCUAUGCUGACUACAUACUCAAUAAAUCAGUAGAAAAGCAGUUCAAGGCCUUUCGGAGAGGAUUCCACAUGGUGACCAAUGAAUCUCCUUUGAAAUAUUUAUUUAGACCAGAGGAAAUUGAAUUACUUAUUUGUGGAAGUAGGAAUUUAGAUUUUCAAGCACUAGAAGAAACUACAGAAUAUGAUGGUGGCUAUACAAGAGACUCUCUUAUUAUUAGGGAAUUCUGGGAAAUAGUCCAUUCAUUUACAGAUGAACAGAAAAGACUAUUCUUACAGUUUACAACAGGCACAGACAGAGCCCCUGUGGGAGGACUUGGAAAGUUAAAGAUGAUCAUAGCCAAAAAUGGCCCAGACACAGAGAGGUUACCUACAUCUCACACAUGCUUUAAUGUACUUUUGCUUCCGGAGUACUCAAGCAAAGAAAAGCUUAAAGAAAGAUUAUUGAAGGCCAUCACAUAUGCCAAAGGAUUUGGCAUGCUGUAAUAAGUAAAACAAAAGGGAUUAAAAAAUGAUGGUGAUGAUGUCCCUGUCCAAAAAGGCCAUAAGAUAGUGAGCUAUAGUAGUCACCUGUGUUUGUGCCUCCCUUCUUUACCGGGGACAUUGGGCUGGAACAGCAGAUUUCAGCUGCUUAUAUGAACAAAAUCUUUAUUUUUUCUUUUAGCGUGAAAGUGUUACAUAUUCUUUCACUUGUAUGUACAGAGAGGUUUUCCUGAAUAUUUAUUUUAAGGGUUAAAUCACUUUUGCUUGUGUUUAUUACUGCUUGAAGUUGAGCCUUUUUGAGUAUUUACAAGAAAACAAACUGUACUCUCCCAAGGAAAAUAUUGCCAUCAUUUGUAGACCAUGUAACCUUCAAGUAUGUGCUAUAUUUUUGUCCCUGUAUCUAAUCAAAUCAAGAACUGUACUUUUUGAAGAGUUUGCUUUUGAAACUUGAAGUCUUGAAAAACAGUGUGAUGCAAUUACUGCUGUUCUAGCCCCCAAAGAGUUUCUGUGCAAAACCUUAAGAAUCAAUAAAGAUGGAAGGGAGAACUUGGAAUGUUAAAUUGCAGCCUUGAGAACUUUACUUUAGUCACAGCACAACAAUUAAAAUUCAUUUCACUAUA